This is a messenger RNA of Esox lucius (northern pike), 2005 nucleotides long. RefSeq names its product centrosomal protein 57, like 1 (gene cep57l1). Gene Ontology annotation, cellular component: centrosome. The coding region runs from base 181 to 1647 and encodes 488 amino acids. The record is from RefSeq and is a predicted model, not a curated record. NCBI's taxonomy places the organism in Eukaryota, Metazoa, Chordata, Actinopteri, Esociformes, Esocidae. Gene Ontology annotation, molecular function: gamma-tubulin binding; microtubule binding; identical protein binding. The transcript has 11 exons.
CACCUCCUGCGCAGGCGGAAGCAGAUAUAGCAAAAUAAAGGGUUCAGGAGGGAAAUGUGUUAACUGCCUGGCGCUUGUCAGCGAUUUGGAAGUUUUGCAAAUUAAAGCGGACAAAUGAAACCAGAUAAUAAAUUUUACAUCUUAUGAUUAAUUUCUAGGAUAAUUUAGAUAGGAUUACAUAUGGACGCGUAUCAAGAUCAGUUGCUGGACUCCCCUUCCAAAAACAGUUACAUUGGGAGCUACUACCAGCCUCCAGAUAGGCUUAGAUCUCCCUCACAUAUGAAGGAAGCUCCUGCCCCCAUUAUCCAGACCAACAUGAAUGUGCAGAACAACACCCCUCAAGUGUAUCGAACUACACCAGAUGCUGGAAGCAAAGCGGUAAUUGCUGCUCUAAAGACCCUUCAGGAAAAGAUCUGUCGCCUUGAGCUAGAGAGGAAGCAGGCUCAGAGGAACGUCAAGCAGUUUUCCCAGGAAGCCCAUGGAUACGAAUGUUCUAUCAAUCAGCAGGGGCACCGGCCUCCGUUCAGCACUGCUGAAACCGAUGGCUCCAAGAAGAAAGAGCUGUCCACUUCCCUUCAGUCUGCGGAGGCUCGAUGUCAGCUUCUUGAGAAGCAACUGGAAUACAUGAGGAAGAUGGUGGAGAAUGCAGAAAAGGACAAGAACAUUCUGACUGAGAAACAGAUGUCUCUUCAGAAGCAGAGGUUCCAGAAUAGCUCUGAUGCCCACACUCAGCUGGAGAAACUGGAGAAACUGGAGAGGGACUGUCUGAAGCUGACCAGGACCCAGUCUGUGGCUGAGAGGAAGAUUGAUCUGCUGGAACAGAAACUCCUGGAAGAGGAACACGAACGAAAACUUGUGCAGGAGAAAGCAGAGGAGUUGCAGAGGGAGCUGGAAGCCAACCUCCGCCUAUGUCCUACAGGCCCUGACGAGGUCAAACCAAAGAAGAAAAAAUCUAAGAGGAAAAUUAGUUUGAGACGAGAGGCGCCAGCACCACCAUACAUCCCUGAAAAUAGACUACCUUUUGUAGCUGGAACGUCAACGAGUCCCAGCCACUCGGUACAUGCCAACAUGCAGAGCGUUCUCCACAUGAUGAAGCACCACCAGCCCCAUCUGUGUGAGCGGGUGCGUUCCCUGCGCAGGUCCAACUCCGGCGGAACCAGGAGAGCCCUCCACAGGCCCGCCUCCACCUUGCCUUCCCCCUUGCCGGCAGCUCCCACUCCGGGUUCUCUGUUUGAGCUACUGGUGGCCCUGCAGGACGAACUGGGACAGAUGAGCUUCGAUCACCAAGAGCUAGUGCGUCGGAUCGAUGAGAUGAGGCAGCACGAGACCCGAGGCAGCCUGGAGGAAGAACUGGAGCGGCUGGUCAAGAGGAUGGAGGAGAAGGCCGCUCAGAUCACCAAGCUCCGCAAAUAUCAACUGGCCGUGGACAAUCUGAUACAGAUCCCACAGAGUCCCCGGCGGCGAGCAAAAAGCGAAGACAGAAGCAGGGGUAAGGGGGGGAGCGGGGCAAUACCCCACUCUCCCAUUAAGACCACCUCACAGGGGGGUAAACGAUCUGGAGUGAGUCAGGAGAACCUGCAGCUGCUUCGUGAGACCCAGAGACUCCGCAACAGUCUGAAGAAAGAUGACAUCAUUUGGGAGACAUAGCCAGAGCGAAAUGUCAAGCUAGAUCUGGAGGACCUUGUUAUGUACAGGUUAAUCUCAAACCAUACUUGAUUAUGUACAAGAUGAAGGUAAAAGCCUUUGGUCAGUGGCAUCCUUCCACAAGCAAAGCGCUGUGGUUUUUACAUGUAAACAACUGUCUUUUUCCCUCAAAAUCUAGUAAAGGUGAGGUGCAAAUAGUAAAUGUUCAUUGUUUGCUCACUUUUGAGCUUUGAAGUGCUAUUUGGACAUAUUUGAUUAGAAGGAUUUUAGGUGGUAUUGUUUUUUCAUAUAUUCUUGUCAUUUGUUUGUAAUGAUUUAACUGUUUGUUUUGUUUUUGAAAAAUAAACAAUUGAUAACAUCA